Conger conger (European conger) is the source of this 2353-nucleotide messenger RNA. Its product is annotated as B-cell receptor-associated protein 29-like. Gene Ontology annotation, biological process: intracellular protein transport; endoplasmic reticulum to Golgi vesicle-mediated transport. Gene Ontology annotation, cellular component: endoplasmic reticulum; endoplasmic reticulum membrane. The transcript has 8 exons. The coding region runs from base 132 to 851 and encodes 239 amino acids. Lineage: Eukaryota; Metazoa; Chordata; Actinopteri; Anguilliformes; Congridae. The record is from RefSeq and is a predicted model, not a curated record.
CCUUGGCCUGCGUCACACUGCUGCUGAAGGAGGAAGUUCGAGCUUACCUUGGCUGGCGGUUGCAGGCACGUUUCUAUUACCCUGACGGCAUCAUAUUUCAAAAUAUUGAACAGGAGACUGGCUGAGUGACGAUGACUCUGCAGUGGACAGCCGUAGCGUUCUUCCUCUACGUGGAGAUCGGAGUUCUCCUCAUCUUCUGUCUCCCCUUCAUUUCACCCAAGAGAUGGCAGUCCGUUUUCAGACUCGGCAUCUGGAACCGGCUGGCUGGAUUCUGGAACAAAGGCUUCCUGACCAUGAUAAUUAUACUCAUUGUUCUGUUCCUUGACGCGGUGAGGGAGGUGCGGAAGUACUCCGGCGCACAGACCGGGAAGGACUCCAAGCUGCACCCCAACAUGUUCGACCACCUGCACAUGAAGCUGUUCCGCGCCCAGAGGAACCUCUACAUCUCCGGCUUCUCCCUCUUCCUGUGGCUUGUAAUGCGGAGGGUCGUCAUGCUGAUUAACCAGCUGGCCACUGCCCUGCUCAACGGCGCCGCCCUGCAGACGCAGACUGACGGAGCCAACGAAGCAGCCAAGAAAUACAUGGAGGACAACGAGCUGCUCAAACAGGCUCUGGAGGACGGGGUGGUGGACAAGGGGAGUGCAGAGGCCAAGGUGGAGCUCAGGAAGGAGGUGCAGAAGCUGUCCGAGGACCUGGAGAACGCAAGGGAGGCCCUGAAGAAGUCUCAGACUGAAAUGGAGGCGAUGAAGAAACAAACAGAAGGUCUGACUCAGGAGUAUGACAGACUGCUGAUAGAGCACCAGAAACUACAGAACCUUCACGAGGACGCGGGAGACAAGAAGGACCAAUAGAAUCGGAGGUAGCCCGCGGCCCUACGAGUGAACCAAUCACACGGCAGGAAGCAGGGCAGCCACCUCGUCCGUGCACUGUUACAUCCUGAUACUGCAGCCCUGAGCGAGACCCACACACACCAGCAGGGCUUUGACCUGUCAAUGACGACCCACAGUCCGUUAUGUCCCAACACACAGGCGGCCAUUUUACGUCCAAAUUUCUGUCUUAAUUUCUUCAUGUUUUGAAAACAGUUGGGAAGAAUGAUUUGCUUUUGUUUUUCUUCAAGGUUUAAAAGCGAGUCAAGCUUCCGUACAUAGACGUAAACGUCUUUGGGCUUCUAAAGCUUUGUUUACGGAUUACGAUGUUUUACCGUUAGGAAAAUGCUAGAUGUAUGUACGUAUGUUUUGAACACACACACACACUCGAGGCUCGCCGCUGAGACGCAUGUUCGCCGUAAUCGAUGGGGGCAAGCGCUGGAGGUGAGCCAUUCCGUUGCUUCGAUUCAAUUUCCGAUGCAUUUGCCGUUUGUUUUUUUCCUUUUUUUUUUGUUUUGUGGCGCCGAUUGUGAUUUUGUAAUUUGCAUAUAUCCAUAAAUGCAUUUGAUUUAUAAGAAAAUCGAAAGCUGUGAAAAUUGCACUGGCAUGUUUGGUUCACGGGUGAGUGCUUUUGAAUAUUCAAAUUUCUCUCUCCCUUGCACUCUCUCUGUUGUUCUCUCUUUCUCUGUCUCUCUCAUCCCUGUUUUAUAAUCUUAUGUAUACGUUUGUGACUAUAAUUUGCGGGCACUCCUGUUCCGAGCGAGCUGUCUUCCAAUGAAAAACCUGGUUUCUGAACCCAGACGCCCACCUCUGAAAAAUCUGUCAGAGCCGGACUAGCAUCCAUCAAAGAACAAGUUUGACGACGAACGUGAUGGUGAAAGUGCUCUGCAGCAAGCCGUCAAUCAUUUUCAGCCAUCGUCCGGUUGGUGAAAACCCCCAGGAAGCGCAAAGCAGGAGUUUCAAGUCCGCCCGCUUUUUCCUGUUUGCGUGCGGUCGGGCGCUCAAACCGUCACGGACAGGAUGUUGUGACGACGUCGCAAAUUUACAGCAUCCGUGACGCAAGCUGUUACCAGCGUACAGAAUGAACCGGAAGAUCGCUCUUGUUUUCUUUGUUAGCAGGGGGUGACCAACCACAGUCCCAGAGAGCCACAGGUCUGAAGGCUGUUUCUCAGCACUUGAUUAACCCUUUAAGGUGUGAAAUUACGACUGUGUGAUGAGUGUUCUUUCCUUAUUGUUGAUGUGACUCUCACAAAAAAUUGAAAGUAAUUGAGAUCUGUCAGAAUUUGGAAUUAGCUCUCCCGGACCAGUGUUGGUCCUCUCUCCGUUAUAUAUACUCACAAUGUUGUUACAUCAAUCAUAAUAUUGGUACUACACCUGUGGAAUGUCUGCUGAGAGGGAAUGUCCUUCAGGUGCCUUAUAGCAGGGGCCCCAAUAGUGUCUGGGGGCCCUGAGGAAUCCCUCAAGGUCCUCAAAAUAAUGCAAAAAAA